Messenger RNA from Diversispora eburnea, 1818 nucleotides. Lineage: Eukaryota; Fungi; Glomeromycota; Glomeromycetes; Diversisporales; Diversisporaceae. The record is from the annotation of a GenBank genome assembly.
AUGGGAAGAACUAAUAAUUCUACAUCGAUAUUUGAACAAGAGGACUUAUUCCCUUUGACCACCAUCCCAGAAUAUUCUCAAAAAGAAGAAGAAAUUACUUCGAGCAAUGGUGGUAAAAAUGAUUGCGCCAGUUCCAAUGAAUCAUGUGAAAAGAAAAAUCAAGAUCAUGACAGUAUAAAUGGAAAAGAUAUUAUAAAUGUUGAUGAGAAAGAAUUGAAGAUGAACUUUGGAUUGAGAAAAAAUUUACCCGAGGAUUUAUUAAAUGUUGGACCUGUUCCAAUCUCCAUUAAUGAAAAUAAACUUGGGGAAAGAGAUUACGGAGGAGCAGGUGAAGAUGUUGAUUAUGUCAUGAGUGGUAGUCGUCAUCGACGUAUGAAUGCAGUACGUAUUCAUAAAGAAAAUCAAGUUAUUUCUGCAGAAGAGAAGCGAGCUUUGAUGCUAUACAACCAAUAUGCUCUAUCUAGUAAAACAAUUAAGAAUAUACUUGAAAACUCAGCUACAAAUGAAAAAGUUGAAGUACACGGUUGGAUACGUUCCGUACGUAUUCAAAAAAACGUAUCAUUUGCUAUGAUUAAUGAUGGUUCGAGUCUAAAAGGUUUACAGGCUAUCUUAACGGUCGAAGAAGCAAAAAUGUAUCGGACAUGUGUCAGAAUACGUGGAGUUCUCGCGCAAAGUCUCGGAACUGAACAAAGCAAAGAAUUACAAGCACAUGAUGUCAAAAUCUUGGGGGAAUGUGGUUCUGAUUAUCCUUUACAAAAAAAACAUCAUUCUAUGGAAUUUCUUCGAGAAAACUUGCAUUUAAGAUCUCGAACAAAUAUUUUUGGAACUAUUAUACGCAUUAGAAAUGCUGCAGUUUUAGCCUUUCAGAAUUUUUUCCAGAAAAAUGAAUUUUUUCAAGUUCAUACGCCAAUCAUAACAAGUUCAGAUUGUGAAGGUGGUGGGGAAGUGUUUAAUAUAUCUAAUAAAUUGCCAAAGAUCAAAGAAAAAUCUCUAGAACAAAAGUCACAAUCAAAUGAUUUCUUUGGAAUGCCAGUAUAUUUAACAGUUUCAGGACAACUUCAUGCUGAAAUGUUAGCAUAUGCAAUGUCCCGAGUUUUCAUUUUUGGGCCAGUUUUUAGGGCAGAAGGAUCUCUUACUUCAAGACAUUUGGCAGAAUUUUGGAUGUUGGAAGCAGAAAUUGCAUACUUAUUUGAAUUGGAAGAAUUAUUAAAUUUCACAGAGAUAUGUAUAAAAGAAACAACAAAAUAUAUUUUGGAUAAUUGCUCACAAGAUAUAUCAUUUUGUAAUCAACAGAUUGAUAAAGAACUUAUCAAAUGUUUAGAAAACACAAUAAAUAAUUCAUUUUCCCGGUUAAGUUAUUUAGAAGCCAUUGAUGUACUUUCAAAAGCAAAUCAAAAAUUUGAAUUUCUACCAAAAUAUGGUUCUUCAUUACAUAGUGAACAUGAAAAAUAUUUAGCAAAUAAUUACUGUUGUGGACCAGUGUUUAUUACAGAUUAUCCCAAAGAAAUAAAACCAUUUUAUAUGCGUAUUAAUCCAGAUGAUAAAACAGUGGCUUGCACAGAUUUACUUGUACCAAAAAUUGGAGAGUUGGUUGGUGGUAGUUUAAGAGAGGAACGAUAUAAGAUAUUAGAACAAAAUUUAAAAAAACAUGAUAGAAGCAAUGAUUAUCAAUGGUAUCUUGAUUUGAGAAAAUAUGGAACUGCACCGCAUGGUGGAUUUGGGAUCGGUUUUGAAAGAUAUUUACAAUAUUUAACUGGUAUAGAAAAUAUUCGUGAUGUAAUACCAUUUCCACGUACAGCAUCUUAUUGUAAAUAUUAA